AUGCAACUGUCGUAUGUUACCGAGGUUGGAAGUGAAGAGAUGGAGCUUGGUGAUGAGUUACCAGAUCAUGGUUGCCUACAAGAAGACGAGAUACCAAGAGUUGGAAUGCGGUUUGCUCAGUUACAGAUGGCUCAUGACUUUUAUGUUACCUAUGCAAAGAAAGUUGGAUUUGCAACUAAGAUAAGGACGACAACAUAUGACAAGAUCACAAAGGCUCCCAUUAACCAAGCUAUACGCUGUAAUCGCGACGGGUACCGCGAGUCUCGUGUUAAAGCACCAACGCGAAAGAAUACAAUUUCAGCUGCUGGGUACAAGGCAAGGAUAUAUGUCAAGUUUGAUAAAGACAUCCAAGACUGGGUUUUGUUCAAGGUUGACUUGGCGCACUCACACCCCUGUUCAGCGAGAAAGACAGUGCACUACCAUGAGUAUAGGCAGUUGACCAUGCAUGCAAAGUACGUGAUCGAGGAUAAUGAUGAGGCUGAGAUUCGACCAAAUAAGACAUUCCUUGCUUUGUCAAAUGAGGCUGGAGGCCCCUCUAACUUGGGAUUCUCAGAGAAGGAUUUAAGAAACUAUAUAACAGUAAGGCUCCGAACUAGCAAUGUGAAUGCGGAUGUUAGGGAGAUGAUGAGCUACUUCAUGAGAAUGAAGGACAUCAAUCCGAACUUCUUUUACGCAGUGAAGUUGGACGAGGAGUGUAAAUUUAAGAGUGCAGUAUGGGUGGAUGCAAAAUGUAGGGCGUCGUAUGAAUACUACGGAGACGUGUCAGUUGAUAGCACCUACAGUACAAACAGGCAUGGAUUAUCGUUUGUGUCGUUCGUUGGGGGUCAACCACCAUGGUAA
Messenger RNA from Arachis ipaensis, 840 nucleotides. RefSeq names its product protein FAR1-RELATED SEQUENCE 5-like. NCBI's taxonomy places the organism in Eukaryota, Viridiplantae, Streptophyta, Magnoliopsida, Fabales, Fabaceae. The record is from RefSeq and is a predicted model, not a curated record.